AUGGUGAAGAUAUUUGUCGGCAACCUGCCCGAAGAGGCAACCGAGCAGGAAAUCCAGGCCCUCUUCGCUGAGCACGGCACGGUCACAGAAUGCUCCAUCGUCAAGAACUUCGCUUUCGUUCACAUGGAUGACCGCAAGGCCGCCACGAAAGCCAUCAAGUCCUUGAACCUUUACAAACUCCACGGCUCGGCGAUCAACGUCGAAGCCAGCCACGGGAAGAACCACGGAGCGGUUAAGCUGCAUGUGGCCAACGUAGAUCGAGGAAUGGAUAACGAGCUGCGCGCGUUAUUCGAAGAGUACGGGAAGGUCACCGAGUGUUCCAUCAUUAAGAAUUUUGCUUUCGUGCACAUGUCGAACUCGGAUGAGGCUAUGGAUGCCAUUCAGGGACUCGAUAACUCUGAAUUUCAAGGUAAACGCAUCCACGUGCAAAUUUCCAAAAGCCGCCCCCGCGAGGAUCAGGAGGAGUAUCCGCCCCCAAAUGGCGGUGGCUUUUGGCCUCCCCCUUUCCCGGGAAACAGGCCUGAGCAUCCCCCGCCGGGCUUCGUGAGAAAUCGCCCCAUGGGCCCGGGUUACCCCGCCCCGCCUUUGCCGCCCCCUCCCCCACGGCGAGCCAUGUACCCCGAGCGUCCACACGACGGCAAUCGCGGCGGUUACGGCGUAGUCGAUUACUACGAAAAGUACAGAGCUCACCCUUACGGCGUGGGUCCUGGCGGCCCGCCGCCCCCGCCGCCUCCCCCUCCCGGCGUCGCGCGAGAGCAUCCGAUGAAUCCCCCCCUCGAGCCGUACGAGCGUCGGCCGCCGCCUCCUCCUUUUCCUCCGUCGCCCUACUACGGCCGAGACCGCAGCCCUCACCACCGAGGGCCGAGCGCCGCCGCUCCUCCUAACGGUAACGGGUACGCCUACGACCGUUCCCAUAUCGCUCCCGUUUCCCGGGUCCCGCCGUACGGAGUUCCUCGACCCCGGGACCCCUACGCGGCGCGACCGCCGCCUCCGCCCCCUGCUCGCUACGGUUAUUAA
This is a messenger RNA of Nerophis lumbriciformis (worm pipefish), 1017 nucleotides long. The record is from RefSeq and is a predicted model, not a curated record. NCBI's taxonomy places the organism in Eukaryota, Metazoa, Chordata, Actinopteri, Syngnathiformes, Syngnathidae.